Saccostrea cuccullata (small rock oyster) is the source of this 2130-nucleotide messenger RNA. Its product is annotated as transmembrane protein 98-like. Gene Ontology annotation, cellular component: endoplasmic reticulum. The record is from RefSeq and is a predicted model, not a curated record. Lineage: Eukaryota; Metazoa; Mollusca; Bivalvia; Ostreida; Ostreidae.
AAAGCGCCCAACUGAUUAAACAAACAAUCGCCAUUAUCUUGAUUUUCAGCAGGUGGUUGUUUUGAUUUAGUUGACAUCGUUUUACCUGUGCCAAGAACAAGUGUGUCACGCACGUGUCUGUUUAGAAAUGUGACAAUGGUAGACAUCCAAGAGGCCCCAUAGCCAUGGAACUGGUGGUUGCCAUAGCAAUAGGAGUCCUGUCUACCGUUUUUAUAGCUUCCGUUGUUGCCUUGGUGUUCGUGUGUCGACAGAAAUGUAAGAAAGAGUCGGAUCUCAUCACUCAACAGCACCGAGAGACCAGGCCAGAUGUCCAGUUAAUAGAAGAGGACACACAGAGACCGGUAACUGCUGGUGUGGAGCUCCGAUGUCCAGAUGAAAAACUGGAUCAGAUUCUGACAGAACAGCUGGUCGGAUAUGACGAUGUAAGAGGUUUAGUGCCUCACUGUCUCUCCGUCCUGAAGACGUGUAAAUACCUGACGGAACAGCUGGUCGGCAUGACGAUGGGGAAUUCCCAGACGAUUCACACACAGGAGCUGUUGACGGAGGUGGUGACCGUCGCUAAGAGGAUCAGUCCCCGCGUCGACGAAGUCGUCGUAGCCAUGUAUCCACCACUGGACCCACGUCUCUUAGAGGCCAGGUGUACUGCCCUGGUGCUUUCUGUUAAUCAUCUAGUACUUGUCACUAAGCAUGCUUGCCAAUUGUCUGGAGAGAUGGACUGGAUCGACCAAAAAAUGGCCGACGUUGAGGAACACCUCAGAGUAUUAAGAGAAGCCAGCCUAACCCUGGAGAUGUCUAAAUGGAUGGCGGAGAGCUUACCCGAGGAAGAUGAGACAGCUACAGCAACCAGUUCUACACAACAGAAUGAGUCAUCGCAAGUCUAGCCAUUCAUCUCUGCAAAAAUUUAGUUAUUAAAAGACAUGAGUCAUCAACUCACCUCCCCCAAGUUUACGAGACAGAUUGAGUCAUCCCAAGUCUAGCCAUUCUAUUCCACAAAAUUUAGUCAACACAUAUAGAAAAUUGUGUCAUCAAAAAUCUAACUUACAACUCAUCUUCCAAAUAUUCAUUGUCCCAUCUCAUGAAUUGGUCACAACCCUACUGAUCCUACCCCUCCCCAUGUCUACAUCCAUUCCUACUCCAGGCCUGGCCCCCAUCUUUGCAAAUGUAUUUGGUGACAACUCUAUCAAGAAAUUUUUUUCAUACAAAAUUUAGUGUUAAGACUACAACAGAAUGAAGUGAACAUACUAUUUCUAUAUGAUUCUUAUCUUCUGAACCAGUGAAUACCUAAUCCCUAUGGUUCUGUUUCAUUAUUCCUUCCAGCAGUGAGUUUCUGUCAAUUUUAUUUCAAGUUUGGAGGUCUUUUUACAACCAUAUCAAAUCAGAGGAAGUUUCUACUCAAAGAAGCAACAGUUUUUCACAUAGUGGAUGAAAGAUGAGUCUCCAAUAAUCAUCAUAUCAACUAUUCAACAUAAGAUUAAGUUGUUGUGUGGGUAGAAUAGUUAACUUGAGAAAGUAAUUCAGUAUUAAUGAUUGAAAUACAAAGAAGAGAUUUACAAUUGAUAAAUGUAUUGAUGAUGUCAAAACCCUACAAAUCUACCAAUACUCCUACGCAGAUGUUUUACCAGAGAAAUUGCAGCUAAGAAUCAAAAUAGAGUUUUGCAAUUGCUGUUAUAUUUUACAUUGAUAUAAUUUGUGCAGUACUUUUAAUGGCUUUGAAGUACUAAGUAAGAUUUUUGGUCUCAUCUUAAGUUUUUGUAAUAAAAGGAACAUUCCUUUCUAGUAAGCCUUUUUAUUGCAUUUUAUUGUUAUUAUUUACCUAGAGAAUAUAGGUUACAUUACCAUAUCACUGUUGAAUACAUAUGAUGUUUGCAAUGCUAAGUUAUUGUUGUUAACUGUAUAUUCUGCUUUUACACAACUCUACUUAAUUAAUGUUAAACUUUACAGACAUUUACAGUUACAGCAAUGGGCAAACUCAGCUUCAAAGUGUGUAACAGGCAUAAAGACAAUAUUACAUGAACUCUAUCAUUAACUUUUCUGGGGUGAAACUUUCAUUGUUUUAAAGGGAUUAUGAAACCCAGGAAUUCAUGUCCAACACGAAAUGUUAAAUUCCAUAUAUAUACAUAACUACGCAAC